UUGAGCCCAAAUCCUCAUGUCCCCCUGGUAGUGGGGCUCAGCGCAGACAGACGAAGGACUGCAGGGCUGCUCGGACCCAUCAGAUUGGAACCCACCCUAGUGAUGAUCUCCCAGGCAGAUACCCUCUUCCGAACCCGGGAUGUAGGGCUUUGAAACUAGAAAAUGCCAGGUCUGAGAGAGAGGAGAGAACAAGCCCAGCAACACACAGAGCUCUGUGUAUUCAGAGGGAACUUGGCAGGGUUGUGUUCGGGCAGAGAAACUCCGAGUGGUACAAAGGGACGUGCCCAGAGUGGAGAAAUCAUGCUAAUUGUCUGCACCAGAGCUGGAGAACGCCACCCAAAAUGAAGAGAGAAAGGGAAGCCCUGUCCAGAGCCUUCAGUGCCCUGCGCCUCGCUCCCUUUGUCUACCUGCUUCUGAUCCGGACAGAGCCUCUGGAGGGGGUGAACAUCACCAGCCCCGUGCGCUUGAUCCACGGCACAGUGGGGAAGGCAGCGCUGCUUUCCGUGCAGUACAGCAGCACCAGCAGUGACAAGCCCGUGGUAAAGUGGCAGCUGAAGCGGGACAAGCCAGUGACCGUGGUUCAGUCCAUUGGCACAGAGGUCAUUGGCACCCUGCGGCCUGACUAUCGGGACCGAAUCCGCCUCUUCGAAAAUGGCUCCCUGCUGCUCAGCGACCUGCAGCUGGCUGAUGAGGGCACCUAUGAGGUUGAGAUCUCCAUCACCGAUGACACCUUCACUGGGGAGAAGACCAUCAACCUCACUGUGGAUGUGCCCAUUUCGAGGCCGCAGGUAUUAGUGGCUUCGACCACAGUGCUGGAGCUCAGUGAGGCCUUCACCCUGAACUGUUCACACGAGAAUGGCACCAAGCCCAGCUACACCUGGCUGAAGGAUGGCAAGCCUCUCCUCAAUGACUCGAGAAUGCUCCUGUCCCCCGACCAAAAGGUGCUCACCAUCACCCGUGUGCUCAUGGAGGAUGAUGACCUGUACAGCUGUGUGGUGGAGAACCCCAUCAGCCAGGGUCGCAGCCCGCCCAUCAAGAUCACAGUGUACAGAAGAAGCUCCCUCUACAUCAUCUUGUCCACAGGUGGCAUCUUCCUCCUCGUGACCUUGGUGACAGUUUGUGCCUGCUGGAAACCCUCCAAGAAGUCUGGGAAGAAGAGGAAGCUGGAGAAGCAAAACUCCCUGGAAUAUAUGGAUCAGAAUGAUGACCGCCCGAAAGCAGAAGGUGAGCUCCCAGCCACCCACUCACCCAUCCCAUCUUCACUCAGAUCAGUGGGCUGCUGGGAAAAGGCAGAACUGGGCGACAAGGAAGCCAGCUCUGCAGGGCCCCUUCCUCCACCAACUGCACGAAGACUGCAGAGCAGGGAGAGGAGCGCCCAAGCAGACACCCUCCCACGAAGUGCAGAGCAGGAGCGGAAGAACCCCAUGGCACUCUACAUUCUGAAGGACAAGGACUCCCCGGAGUCCGAGGAGAACCCCGCCCAGGAGCCUCGGAGCGCGACAGAGCCUGGCCCGCCCGGCUACUCCGUGUCGCCCGCCGUGCCGGGCCGCUCGCCUGGGCUGCCUAUCCGCUCCGCCCGCCGCUACCCGCGCUCCCCAGCGUGCUCCCCCGCCACCAGCCGGACGCACACGUCGCCGCCUCGGGCUCCGGGCUCACCGGGCCGCUCGCGCAGCGCCUCGCGCACACUGCGGACUGCGGGCGUGCACCUGAUCCGCGAGCAGGAGGAGGCCGGCCCUGUGGAGAUCAGCGCCUGAGCCUCCGGGGCACCCCCGUGAGGCGCCUGCACACGCCGCUCUCCCGGGGAGGGACAGGGAUGAGGGAAGGUCCCCGCCCGGAGUGAGGGUCGGGCUAGUGGACCAAUGUGAGCAUGCGCAGUUGGGGGACUCGGCAGGGCAGUGGAGACUGGAUCUGAUUAGCUGAGUUGCAAUUGCUCCCAGUUCUCUGGCUGUGUUCUCAGUGGGUGUGGGUUGUGCCCUCCUAGGACCGUAUAGAUUAUUAAAUUUCUGGCCCAAUCCCCCAAGGGUCUUAUGGAAACUAACAUCAGUAACCUAACCUCUUUGACUACCCUGUUCCGUUCCUAGGGCGCUCUCUUGAUUCCCACCUGUUUCCCUUAGCUGGGAACUGACUCCUGGCUCCUGGGGCGCUUUUUUUGGACAAGCCCAGAUCAGUGAGGCCACUUGCCCCAGUUGCACAACUGUCCCAAAUAGAAGUCAAAUACCCUUUACCGGGUGUACAGAGGGCUGUUCUGAGCAUCUGGGAAUCACUGUGAAGACACUGCCUUGGAGCACCCUUUUCAGGCAUCUGGUAACUGAGUAUCUACCAGUUGGUGAGGGAGGAGCUCAAAUACAUUACUUUGCUGCUCCCCGCCUCCCCAUCGGGGUUCUAGCAAGGGCAAAGGAUUCAGGCCUCCCACGCUUGACCUCUUCCCACAGCCUCUCUCAGUGGCCUGCCCAGCAUUCUUUUCUUCUCUAGGGAAUAGAGAAGGGGCUUCUCACUCAUUCCCCAGGCUCAGAAAGCUACAGCAAAAGAUCUUUUAACCCCUCAUACCUAUGUCUUCUCCCUGGCUUUGUAGAAAGCCUUUCAAACAAUCAUACUGGGAAAGGUGGCUGGGCUUCCUUCAGCUGUAAGAAAAUAAAGUUCAACUCUCCCCAGAAAUGGUAGUGGGAGGAGAAGGCUUAUCCAGACCCAGGGUGUCUUGGAGACAUGAUCCAACCCUUGGUCUCUGGCCUCUCACCUGCCCUGCUCUCAGAUGCUCAGAGCCAGGGAGACUGGACAAGUGCAGACUCCCUAUUCACACAAACAUCAAAAUGCCAAAUGGUUGGUCCACUGUGUGGCUAGGCCAUGCCCAUGCCACCGCCUCUUGAACAGUUUGUAGGAAAGACAAUAAUCUACUGUGUGAGGAGAGAGGGCAGUUAAAAAACUGAAAGAAAAGGAGUCCCUCUGUGUGUUCUGACUUCUCUUCCCUGAUGCCUCUAGGGCAUCCUUGGCCCCUCCCCAGCUUCCUAAGCUCCAGCUCUGACUCUGUACCAUCCCACAGAGCACUGUGCUGUUCCCCACUAUUCCACACUGGGUCAAGUUUUGUCCCAGCCCCAAGGGCAACAACGUUUCUGAUUGGCCCCCCCUCCACCCUUAAUUGGAUGUCGUGCCCUUCCCAGCUCCCCAUCCCUGUGCACAUCUCCAGGCUCAUCCGAGCAAGUGUGCUUUUGCAGCUCCCCUUCCUUAGCCAGAACUACUCCCCUCACUUUCCCCCGUCCCUUCUCCAGGUGAUAAUGCACUCAGGGGAAAGUUGCUCUGGCAGGUGGGAGAUGCAGGACUUAAGAGUACAUGCUGUCAGCCUUGAGAGGCAAGGGUAAAGAUUGAAGUGAAAUGAGGGCAAGUUGUACUCCCAGCCCUGGUGCUGCAUCCCUGAGGGGCCAGCUUCCCGCUCUCAAGCCAAAUCUGCCUUAAAUCGGGGGUAGGGGGGUUGGGGGGUAUAAGCAAUGAAGUGGUUUUGUUUUUGUUUUGUUUGAUCUUCAUCUUUGUAUUACAGGCAUCUAGCAGAGUGCCUAGCACA
This is a messenger RNA of Phacochoerus africanus (Common warthog), 3553 nucleotides long. RefSeq names its product hepatic and glial cell adhesion molecule (gene HEPACAM). The transcript has 7 exons. The coding region runs from base 342 to 1754 and encodes 470 amino acids. Lineage: Eukaryota; Metazoa; Chordata; Mammalia; Artiodactyla; Suidae. The record is from RefSeq and is a predicted model, not a curated record.